Messenger RNA from Anopheles aquasalis, 1459 nucleotides. RefSeq names its product gamma-glutamyl hydrolase A. Gene Ontology annotation, biological process: tetrahydrofolylpolyglutamate metabolic process. Lineage: Eukaryota; Metazoa; Arthropoda; Insecta; Diptera; Culicidae. The record is from RefSeq and is a predicted model, not a curated record. Gene Ontology annotation, cellular component: vacuole. Gene Ontology annotation, molecular function: gamma-glutamyl-peptidase activity.
UCAAAUUCGGUUGCUCGACGCAACACGCUUACAGUAUCAGUUGGCGCUUGAGUGAGGUCGGAUGUGAAAAAACAGUGUCAUCCCAUCUUCGUAAAUGAUGGCUAUCAAUGAGAGCGGCGUAAUGCAGUUGUGUGUGGUUGUGGUGGUUGCAGUUCUGGCCGCGGUCGAUGCCAAACAGUUGCUGGUACAGAGGCAAAAGGAAGCAUCGGAAGCGCAGGUGAACGAUAAGCCGGUGGUCGGCAUCUUGUCCCAGGAGUUGUCUUAUUUGAUGACGCAGAACUAUGGGGAUGAGGGUUACGAUAGUUACAUCGCAGCAUCGUACGUGAAGUUCGUCGAAGGUGCUGGGGCCCGUGUCGUACCGAUCUGGAUCAAUCAACCACCGGAGUACUACGAAGAGAUGAUGAGCUACGUCAAUGGGAUACUCUUUCCCGGUGGUGCCACCUGGUUCAACCAGAGCCACGGAUACGCGGACGCCGGACGCCACAUCUACGAUCACGCGAUCCGGUUGAACGACAACGGUGACUACUUCCCACUCUGGGGCACCUGUCUCGGAUUCGAGUUGCUUACCUAUCUGGCUGCCAAUGGCGUGGAACAUCGGGCCCACUGUAGCUCCAGUAGCCAAGCGUUGCCACUGAAUUUUAAAAAUGAUUUCCGUGACAGCCGAUUGUUCGCUAAGGCACCGAAGGAGGUGAUCGACAUACUGAGCCGCGAACCAGUGACCGCCAAUUUCCAUCAGUUCUGCGUCACCGAAGCGAACCUGACUGAGUACGGGCUGGACGACACGUGGCGCGUAAUGUCCGUCGAUCGUGACUGGAACGGGAUGGAAUUUAUCUCCACGAUCGAGCAUAAAACCUAUCCAUUCUAUGGUAUUCAGUUUCACCCGGAGAAGAACAUCUACGAGUGGAUCUCAAACAAGAACAUCUCGCACACGGCCAACGCUAUACAGGCGGCCCAGUACUUUGCGGAUUUCUUCAUUGGCGAGACGCGCCGCAAUGAUCACCAGUUCCGGGAUGAGGCGCAGAUCGACCAGCAUGUCAUCUACAACUACCAGCCGGUCUUUACGGGCCUGAAGCGGUCUAGCUUCGAGCAGUGUUACAUGUUUGGUGAAUCCAGUAAAGUGAUGCCAAAGAGAAGCAAGUCCAAAGGUAAGAAGAAAACCAUUAAUCACUAAAGCAGAGAGCCGGACUACAUCGAUCGCGUCUGAAUGUGAGAGGGUACAGAUUUAUAUCGCUGACCCGGGUUGUUACAAUGUUGCGGAAGCAACAAUGUGUCUGGUACUGCCAAUCAGCCAGACCGACCAUCGCUGCCAAUCCAGUGGGAGAUGGGACAGAGGAACAAUACAAUGCUAGAGAUGAGAGAUAGGAAAUCGGAAGAUAACAAUUUAAUGUUCCAGAAGGGCUCCAGUGGAGUGGAGAGUGUGAGUUGGUGAAAAUAAAAAAAAUAAUCGUCUACGAAUGAA